CCUCCUCACGCAGGUCGUAGCUGUCCGUCGAGCCUGCACUUUGUUUACGUCCCGUCGGUUAGCUGACAGCUGUCGUAGCGCUUUCACCUGCAUAAACAGCCGUGCCCGUGUGUCUCUGGCUGAGAUAUAUAGAGCUCGUUAAACUUUACACCGCGUCUCCUUGAUGUCGAGGAUGGGAUGUUUUUGUUGAAUGAGGGGGAGUCUCUAGAUGCCGACGGGAGGAUGAACUCCAUCACCGGCCGGGUUCUCGCCAUCCCCGCCGCCUCUGUCACCAACUCUGGAGCUUCAUCUUCUCGAGCCUUACAUGUAGAGCUCACAUCCCAGCAGAGACGAUUGCGUCAUCUCCGGAGCAUCGCAGCCAGAAACAUCGUCAACAAGAAUGGUUCCCCACUGCUGGACACGUACUUCACCCUCCACCUCUGUAUAGGAGACCGCAUAUCUAGAGAUUUUUACAAGAGUGAAGUCAUACGAGACUCACUGAAUCCAACUUGGCGGAGCCUGGAUUUUGGAAUGCUGCCAGACCUCCUGGACACCUCAGUGUCUUGCUUCGUGGUGAGGAUCUGGGGAGGACAGGAAGAACAGUACCACCUCCUCAUAGAAUGGAAGGUCAAUCUGGAUGGCCUCAGAUACACAGGACAGCAGAUUCGAUCCAGGAAUCCAAAUGAGAUCAUAUUUGGAUUGAAUGAUGGCUACUAUGCAGCUGACUUUGAUCAUAAGGAUCAGUCGGAGCGGAAGAAAAACAGUCUGCUUCAGGUCGAUCAGAGUUCAGUCAGGAACUCCUACAGCGUUUUCUCUUUGCUCAGGCUCCACACAGCCCAGAGAGCCAUCAAGCAGACCCAAGUGACAGUGCAGAAGAUCGGGAAGGAGAUUGAGGAAAAACUAAGGACGACGGCGACCUGCACAGAGCGGAAGAAAGAGCGGGAGUGCAUGCAGCUGCGUAUCGCCGUGCUGCGUAGUGAACUGCAGCGGCAGAGGAAGGCUCUUGGCAGGGAGAUAGACCUGCGGCAGAAGGAAAGGGCGCAGCUUCAGAAGAAAGAGGAAGCGUUCUCCGCUCAGCACGAGAGUCUGAAGGAGGAGAAAGAAUCCUUAACCAAGCUGCAGAAGGAAUGCACUGCCAAGAGAGAGCAGUUCCUGAAGUCUAACGCCCAGCUCACCUUCCGCUGUCGUCAGCUCCUCUCUGAGCUUUCCUACAUCUACCCCAUUGAUGUGGCUAAUCAGUCAGAUUAUGUCAUCUGCGGAGUGAAGCUGCCAAACUCUGAAGACUUUCAAGCAAAGGAUGAUGGGAGCGUGGCAGUCGCCCUUGGUUACACCUCACACCUGGUCCUGAUGAUCUCAUGCUUCCUGCAGAUCCCUCUUAGGUAUCCAGUGAUCCACAAGGGUUCACGCUCCUCCAUCAAGGACACCAUCACUGACAGACUCACAGAGAAGGAGAGAGAAUUCCCUUUGUACCCCCGAGGAGAGCGGUUUCAUUUUGAAUAUGGUGUCUACUUACUCAACAAGAACAUCGCCCAGCUGAGAUAUCAACAUGGCUUGACCACCCCAGACCUGCAGCAAACACUUCCCAACCUGAAGAACUUCCUGGAGCAUGGCCUAAUGGUCCGAUGUGACCGACACCAUGUCUCCAGCUCCAUCCCAGUGCCCACCAAGUCCCAGCUUGCUGUGUCUGCUGCCUCAGAGAUAGGCUACCCCUGUCGCACCAGCUCACCAGACCGAGGCCUGAGGAAAAGGGCAAGCUCGGAGGCCGAUAAGUAUAAGUCAACUCCCCCACCCAGCUACAACACAGCCACUGGUGAAGAGCAGCCCCCGGUUGGGCUGGCACCACCCUCGCCUUCACCCAAACACCUGUCCUCCUCCCUCGAUGCUGGCAUGGCCUCACUUAACCUGUCUGAGCCUACAGAGGCAAAAGAGGAGGGAGAGCAGAAGGAAGAGAAGGAGGAGGGUGGUGAGACAGCAGUGGAGGUGGAGAGACGCAGAAGCAUUGACAGAGAGAUUGAAGUAGAGAAAGAAGAAGAGACUGAAGAGCAGCCACCCAGCAGCACAGUUGCACCCAACUCUUCCACAGUGGGGGACACAGGCGAGGAAACAGUGGCCACUAGUCAGCACUCAGGCACCAUGAACGGCUCUUUGGUACCAGGACAGGUGUCAGGACUGGUCCCAGAGCUGCACUGCUCGGUGGAGCAAGCUGAGGAGAUAAUGGGCACAGAGGCCACCGGCCUGGGAUUGGGGAUGGGUUUGGGGUUAGGGUUAGGGCUAGCAGAUGAGGCCCGGCUGGAAGAUUACCGCUGCAUCCCUGUGGACCACGCAGUAGCUGUGGAGUGUGAUGAGCAGGUGCUGGGCGAGCUGGACGUGGCUGGUUUUGAGGAGUUCUCCAGGCGCAUCUAUGCACUAAAUGAGAACAUGUCCAGCUUCCGCCGACCACGCAAAAACUCUGAUAAGUGAGGAAGAGGACCUAAGAAGAGAGGCAGACAUGAAAAAACUUGCACAGAGGGUUUGGACAAAUAUAAGGCAGGGACAUGGACUGAGAGGACAAGGGUGGGAUCCCCACUCUCUAAACGCAGCAUCAAAAACAUAGGAGCUAUUCUGGAAUAAUGACCAAUUUGCACUUAAUGUAAACAUUUCCAUAGUAAUCUCUUAAAUGAAAUGCAGUUAAAAGCGCAAGUAUUGGGACGGUAAGCUUAAGUCAUUUUUCAUUUUUGAUGCCAACAAUAAUAUAUUUUUAACAAUAACUCGGACAUUUUGUGUGUUAAUAAUCGCCCAUUAUAAAUUAGUGUCAGCUAUUGUAGUUUGUUGUUCCAUAAAAGGGGACCAUUAAUGCCAAAUUUAACAUGACUCACAAACAAUAUAUGUCACCUGCACUUUGCUUUCAAACCCUUCCUGCAAUAACAGCCCAUAACUUCUUGUAUAAAACAUUAUCACCUCUAGACUUCAUUUACCAUUCACACCCAGAGUGCAGCCUCAGUACAUCAGGGUAUUUAAAUGUUUCAAUGCAACAGCUCAGAAUCAUUUUCCUUAUCACUUUACCUCAAGUUUCACUUAAACAAGAGAGGCUUAUAGAGUUUUUUGGGGUAUUUCAUCAAGUAUAAAAUCAUAACAUAGAUAAGAGACGCACAAACAGAGAGAAUGCUUUUAUCAAAGUGGAUCAUCUUCAGUCACAUGUAUGAAUCAGAGCCAGCUGUCCCAGUACUUACACCUUUGACUGUACAAGCAAAUGCUUAGACGCUUCCCAAGCCUUCAUUCAGUAUGCAUGGCAGUGGGCGUGUGCAGGAGGGAGAACGUGGGCAUGUGUGUGUGUAUGUGUGUGCGCGUGUGUGUGUGUGUCUGGGGUGGGUUUCACAUUAGCAUGCAAACACGGUCUCAUAAUCACAGUUAGGUUUCAAGUAAUCCCACCAAUGACCUUUGAGCUAUCUAACACUGCAAAGUGAGGUGGAAGCUGGAACCAGUAGCCCAAUCAGAGACUCCCUAACUGUGACACGCUGCAUCUUCCCCCCUUCGACAGGGCAACCCAACCACCGUUCUCCACGUAGGACCGUGUUCCUCCUUCAGGUCUUAAGAUGAGGAUCACAAAAGUGGCAGGUCGGAGCUUACAGCACAUGGCAGGGAUACGGUGCAAUUGUUUUUCUGUCCAUCUCCAUGUCCUCUUUUUUUUCUUUUAUUUCUUUAAUUUUAAUGUACCCCAUCAAUAUUAACAUCAAUGUUAAUGUUAUGUCCACUGAUCCUCACAUUCAGUAGACCAAAAAUUGAAUUUUGUCUGUACUCUGUUGGAAUGUCUCACUCAGGCUCUACUGUAAGUGUUAAUAGCAAAUGUCUCAAUCCCAUUGUCUGUGAUUUUGUCCCGUGUCUCCCUGUUCCGAAUGCUUUCUUGCACUGGUGUUCAAUGGCAAUUUAUUUGCAUUAUUUAUGUCAACAGUUGUGUGUGCUUUGUUUCAAAAGAAAUCAAUAUUUAGUUUUAUUUUCCCUAAGAUAAAACUUAUGUGACGUCACACAUAAAUAUUGUCAAACGUUAGACUGAUAUUACAGCCAGUGUCUGGGUCCUGACAUGGACAGCUGCUUUGCAUCGCCCGCCAUGACAAAGAUGGACUCUCCACCAGCAGCCCACUUUGUGUUUCAGAUCCAGUACUGUGGUUGCUGACUGUUGAGAAGUAUUGUAUUUAAAACUGAAAGAUGAACCAUGUUAGAUCAUUUCCAUAAAUUGCUAUACAGUUCAGUAAGUGACCAUGUACAUAUACUUUUGUAUGGAGGGUUUCUUUUUGUUAUUAAAGACUUGCAGUCCAAUGGCAUGGAUGUAUGUAGCCCCUUUAAAAGUGUGGUCUGCCUACAUUUGUGUGCUCAGGUUUGAGUGGGAGGUGUGAUAGCAAUGACAAUAUGAUGUAUGAAACAUGUAGAUUUGAUGGUUUAAAAAUGGUAGGAAAAUGAACAAAAUUCCAAUACCUCCUGACAACAAAUUAAAACAAGACUAAGAGUCUAGAGCCAUUUUAA
Molecule: messenger RNA, 4476 nt
Organism: Thunnus maccoyii (southern bluefin tuna)
Lineage: Eukaryota; Metazoa; Chordata; Actinopteri; Scombriformes; Scombridae
Gene: uvrag
Product: UV radiation resistance associated gene
Exons: 15
Coding region: 178-2439 (753 amino acids)
Biological process (GO): SNARE complex assembly
Cellular component (GO): endosome; lytic vacuole
Molecular function (GO): SNARE binding
Source: RefSeq, a predicted model, not a curated record